UUGAGUAUUCUCAUUUCAACACAAAUUCUAAAAUCGAGCUCCACUGUAUUCAAGCCGUGGUACCCCCAUAAAGCGCAUUUGUCAUUUAACGUUGACGACGAUCAUAAAAACAAUGGCUCAAACCGAGCUGCUGUGCGCAGUCAAAUCAUAUGAAAGAGAGGCUGAGAGAGCGCGCACACUCGCUGGCCGGAGCGCAAGCGCAUGAAGCUCAGCACGACAGCGGAUCGACGUUUAACAAAUUGCCAACACUUUGGUUACGCUCCGACCGAACGUAUGUAAACACAGUGAACCGACGCAAGUGGAUGAAGGAGAUGCUGGGCUGAAGGGAUGAACGUGCGGUUGGUAGUAGCGUUUUAGUGUUGUGUUGACAACAUUUAACGUUAGCGCUGUUGACGCAUUUUAUGGCCAUUAUCGUCGCCGUUGUUGUUAGUACUCCUUUUAAUUGUUUCAAUUUCACUUGUGAUACAUUUGCUGCCUUCGCAGCCGCGUUUCGGCUUGAUCGUGGCUGUGGCGCUUGAUGAUCGUCAGUCGUCUGAGCCAACAAGUGACAGCAGCAAGUGUGUGUGGCUGAGAGAUUCUGUUGCCUUUUGUAGACGCAUUCAGGUGCUCAUUGGCUCACGAUUGGUCGGUAACGUUGUGUUUUUGUUGUUAUGGUGUUUUGAGUGAGUUGAUGUCAGACAUCGGUUAACGGCAAUACAACAUAACGUAUUCUGACGUGCAACGUGACAGUUCAAUGCGGUUGAAACGCGCGUGCGCCAGCUUACAAGUGAUAUCCAAGUGAUUUGUGAAUUUUAGCGUGAAAAUAAAUAAAAGUUGGAAUAAGAAGUGGAAAUAAAAAGUAUUGAAAUACUUGGAUAAUAAAUUGAGCUUUCAAAAGUGAACGUAUUACUCGGUGAAAAAAAAGAAAUUAAAUUUAAAUCUUUAGCGAGUUUUGUGCGGUAAUGAACGAUAUUAGCAUGGGUUUUAAGCAUACCAUGUUGCAACGAUUACAAAACUACGAUGUAUACCCCUCGAAAUCCACGGCCAGCAGUAAUGGCUCCGAAUCGGGUGAAGAGCAGACGCCACAACCCGCACAUGUCACCGAUUUCAGCAUCAGUCGCAUACUUGGCGAUGAAGCGCACAACAAAGGUGGCAAGCCAGUCAAAAGUCCCACUAUCAGCGUGAAAACGAACUUAUCAGCGCCCUGCACGCCAACACCCUUCACCACCGAUAUACUCGAUCUCUCGAAAUCCUCACCAGCGGCGGAGCAAAAAUCACCCAUCGCAGCGCCACGUCAACCUGCCUAUCCUACACCAACCUAUCAGGGUUUUCAUUCCGACUUCUUGGCCGCUGCCGCCGCCGCUAAUGCAACAAAAUUUUAUGCGCAAUUCUUUCCGCAAAUGUGUGCGCCAUACGCCUUGCCCAACUUUAGUGUACCAACUGCAGUACCUUACCAAAAACAACGUUACUUUGCACCGUACAUAAUUAACUCUAACUCAACGCACCCUAAUCAACCCACGCAAUCUGCCAACUCACGCUUGCCGACCUUAACGCAUGCCUCGAGUAUACCACUGUCACACCCCUCGUCUAAGAAUAUUUGCACCCGCGCAAGUUGUACAGAUUGUUUGGAUUUUUAUAAACAAUAUCCGCUCUACAAGUCUACCUUGCCGUCGGUACCUACCUCACCUGCAUCAUCGACCUCAUCCACAUGUCAUUCCUCGUACAGCGCCAAUUAUUUGAAGACAAAGUCAUCCACCGAAUUGCUGCUCAAGUCCUCGACGAUCGCCUUGACCACAGUGGCGAAUUUCAAUUUAACCUCGAAAACUACAAAACUCUGCGCAAAUAGCCCCUCUUCUGUGACAGCUUUGAAUGCGGAAGAGAUAAGCUAUAAGUGCUGUAUCUGCGAUAAAGUUUUCGGUUGCUCGCAAACAUUGCAGGCGCACGAGAAGACACACAAAUCGCCACGCUACGAGUGCACCGAUUGUGGCAAAGGUUUUUCACAGCUACGCAAUUACAAGUAUCACCUGUCUGUGCACCGCGGUACCAAGGAGUUCGCCGCUGAAUGCCCGGAAUGUGGUAAAACGUUUAAUGACAAAGGCUAUCUGAGCAGUCACAUGAAAAUCCAUCGCAAUAAGAAAGAGUACGAAUGCCCCUACUGCCCCAAAUCGUUUAACCAGCGUGUAGCAUUCAACAUGCACGUACGCAUACACACCGGCGUCAAGCCGCACAAAUGUGCCGAGUGCGGCAAACGUUUCUCACGCAAAAUGCUGCUCAAACAGCACAUGCGCACCCACAGCGGCGAGAAGCCGUACCAAUGCUCGGUGUGCGGCAAAUCAUUCGCCGAUCGUAGCAACAUGACGCUGCAUCAUCGAUUGCACUCAGGUAUCAAGCCAUUCAAUUGUCCCAUUUGCCCGAAGGCAUUCACCAAGAAGCAUCACCUCAAGACGCAUCUAAACUAUCAUACUGGCUGCAAGCCGUACGUCUGCCCGCAUCCGAACUGCAAUCAGGCCUUCACACAGUCCAGCAAUAUGCGUACGCAUGCCAAGAAAUGUCAAUAUCGUCCGCUGCAAUUACCCUAUCCGGUUGCGGCCUCGGCGACGAGUAGUAUAUCAAAUGUGACUUCAACAGCGUCCUCAAUGGCAUUGCCCACUCCAGCGGCGGCGGCGGCGUCAUUAACACCAAUUGUGUCACGUCUCAGCAUACCAGCGCCGCCAAUAGUCAGUGGCAUUGCAACGACUGCAGCGGGUUUCUCAUCGGUAGUGUCCAGCAGCAGCAGCAGCAGCACAACGGCAUCGUCACACAUUCCAAAUUUGUCCACAGCCUUGUCGGCUGGUAUGCGCAUGUUGUCCGCUGCAUCGGCAGCAGGCACUGUCACUCUGGCAAGUAACGGUACCACAUCCGGUGGCCACAAUGCGGUCGCACAACAGCCGCUUUUACUAUUUCCGCCUGCGCAACAGCCGUUAAUGGGUACACUGCGACCGUUUUAAUUACGCCGAAGACAGUUAGUUUAAUUACUAUAAUUUACCGCUAUACUAGUAUUUACAUUUUUAUUUAAUUAUAAUCAAUCAUUUGUGAUGUAAUUUAAUGUAAUUAUAAGUAUGCACCCUGGUAUAAGUGAAUAUAUGUAAAUUUAGUCUCUUACUUUUGUAACCCAAAGUACUUACUUAGAACUAGGACCCUAGUAUAAGAUUUAUAAAAAAUGGCGUGUGCUUAAGAUACCUUAUAUAAUAAUAAAUCAAAGAGUUA
Zeugodacus cucurbitae (melon fly) is the source of this 3225-nucleotide messenger RNA. RefSeq names its product zinc finger protein 629. Lineage: Eukaryota; Metazoa; Arthropoda; Insecta; Diptera; Tephritidae. The coding region runs from base 942 to 2966 and encodes 674 amino acids. The record is from RefSeq and is a predicted model, not a curated record. The transcript is spliced from 3 exons.